This is a messenger RNA of Nerophis lumbriciformis (worm pipefish), 1983 nucleotides long. NCBI's taxonomy places the organism in Eukaryota, Metazoa, Chordata, Actinopteri, Syngnathiformes, Syngnathidae. The record is from RefSeq and is a predicted model, not a curated record.
AUGUCCGUUGACGACGACACAGUAAAAAUGGCUAGCCCGCGGGCUAGCUCAGGCUUGUCUCUGCAGCCUUCAGAAUGUUCUGGAAGCUGCAGUGGCGCAUCAAUUGUAGCGGAAGCUGCUGUUGAGGCCACCUCGGACUUGGCGACUUCUUGCCCUCUUCCUGGUACUACUGCCUCACCGAAACACACCAGCACAGUGGACAUUCUAAGCCGCUCCCAUGACGCUGGGCCAAGAUCCAAAGGGCACGAAAAUAGCAUCAAUCGCAGGAACAGCUUCCAUCACGCCAAACAGCAUCAACAAAUGAGAGUGGCAAAGCGCCGCAACACGUCAAACUUUAGUUUCAAGCAUCCGACCUCUGGUAAAAGGAGACGACGGGCAAACUCAGAAUCUGACUCCGUUUUGCCCACUAAUUUCCUCCUAGGUGGGAACAUUUUUGACCCGUUAAAUCUCAACAGCCUGCAGGAUGAGGAGGUCAACAGGGCGCUAAACGCAGAGACACCCAAAUCGUCCCCGCUGCCGGCAAAAAGUCGAGACCCGGUAGAGAUCCUCAUCCCCAGGGACAUCACAGAUCCUCUGAAUCUGAACAGCUGCAUGGCAGAUAGCAGCUUUCUCGUGUCCCCCUUCAAAACUGGCGGAAGGAGGCGCCAUCGCAACAGACAUCACGGUAGCAACAUUUCAGCACAGUUAAACCUUUCCGAAUCGGGAAAAACUGAGGUUAAAACUGGAGAGACUGUGUCUUUUCCUGCUUCGGUAACACAAUCUAAUAUGGAAGUCUCUAAAGCAUCAGACAGUGUCGCCGCUGCCGAGGGGGAUUCACAUGAUCACACGACGGACGACUCGUCCGGUUUCAAAGAGGAGACGACGUUCAUUUCCGUGGAGGAUUCCACUUCCUCUGUUUUGGGAGGAGUUAACCAGCACAUAAGCAGGCGCAAGCGGAGGCGCAACUCUGGCAAAAUGGACCCCCCUGUGACUCACUCUACCCCUGUAGCAAAAUGUGCAGCUGGUGAGCAAAAUCAUAAAUCGAGGGGGUCCAAAACUUCCUUUCAAACGCCCAGGACUGGAGCCAAAUCUGCACCAGGAGGUCGACAGCACGAGCAGCUCCAUAACAAGAAUAGGGUCCAACAGAAGAAGAAGUUCCAGUAUGGGAACUACAAUAAAUACUAUGGUUACCGCAACCCUAGUGCAAGUGAAGACCCGCGAAUACAUGUCUUUCGUCCAGAAUGGUUUGAAGGUAAACAAGUGCUCGAUUUGGGCUGCAACUCGGGCCAUCUUACGCUGUAUAUUGCUAAAAUGCUACGGCCCGCUCGCAUAUUGGGCUUGGACAUUGACAAUAGACUCGUGCACGCAGCCCGCAAGAACAUCAGGCAUUACCUCUCUGAGGUGCAGACGCAAGAAGCCAGACGAGCAAAAUCGGAGGAGAAGCACAUGGAGAGCAGGGAAAAUGGCAGCACACUGAAAGAGGAAAAGGGCCAUACAGAUCAAACAAGGAGUUGCUCUUUCCCUUUAUCUUUGCAAAUCUCCAGAGGGCCCAUUGCUGCACCUCCACUGACUGAAUCAUCCACAACAAAACCGGGGCAGUUCCCUGCAAAUGUGUCCUUCAUCAAGGCCAAUUAUGUGCUGCAGAACGAUAACUUGCUCGUGACUCAGCGGCCCGAGUACGAUGUCAUCCUCUGUCUGAGUGUCACCAAAUGGGUUCACUUGAAUUGGGGGGACAGCGGUCUCAAGCGGUUCUUCAAGAGAGUCUACCGACACCUUCAUCCCGGGGGCAUCUUCAUCUUGGAGCCACAACCUUGGCAAUCAUACGUCAAGAGGAAGAAGCUGACGGACAACAUCAACAGAAAUUUUCACAGCAUUCGCCUCAAGCCGGAUCAGUUUUCAUCCUAUCUCACCAAUGAAGUAGGCUUUACCAGUUGUGAGUUCCUCGGAACGCCCAAGAGUUUAACAAGAGGUUUUCAAAGGCCAAUCUACUUGUUUCGCAAAUGA